AUGCCUCAAUUAUUGCGAAACAUUAAUGAGAUCAUCGAAGCCUUUGGGCGCUACGCCAGGACUGAGGGCAGCUGCCCAGUGCUUACCCGGGGGGAGCUGAAAAGGCUCCUGGAACAUGAGUUUGCUGAUGUCAUUGUGAAACCCCAUGAUCCUGCCACUGUGGAUGAAGUCCUGCACCUGCUGGAUGAAGAUGAUACAGGGACUGUGGAGUUCAACGAAUUCCUGGUCCUGGUGUUUAAAAUCACCCAAGCCUGUUUCAAGACAAUGAGUAAGAGUCCUGAGGAUACUUGUGGAUCUCAAGAGUCUGGAAGCCUCCCCACUGGGGCCUCACAAGAGCUGAGGAAAGAACAGAGCAAGAGAGCUGAGGUGCGACAGAUUAGGGAAGGACAGAUUUGCGAAAGGAGCCAAUGUGUACAGCGCACUCUGGCCUCCAGGGGACAGGCAGGUGUUGGGGCUCAGAACCAUGCUCAGGGUCUUGGCCAGGAUAGGCAGUCUGAAUCUCAGAGACAAGAGAAAGAAAGUCAGCAGACACAAGCUCGGAGACAUGUGCAGCAGACCCAAAGAGUAGGAGGAGACAAGAGUCACCAGAUCAGACAGAGGGAGUCAGAGAGACAGUCACAGACCAGGGAACAAGACAGAGCACAGAAGACAAGUGAAUUAGUGACUAGAACUGGAACUCAGACCCAGACAGAUGAAAACCAAACUGUGGAGCAGGAUAGGAGCCAUCAUAUAGAAAGUCCUGACACACGGUCACAGGAGUCCACCCAUGGCCAGACCAGAGGGACUGAGGUCCAGGGUCAAGAUAGGAGCCAAACAAGCCAGAUACUAACAGAACAUGUAAGCCAGAUACUGACAGGAGAAUGUGUUCAGACACCGGGAGGUGCCACCCAGGCCAUGGAACUAGACAGGAGCCAUCAGAUAGGAAGCCCUGACACACAGCUACAGGAGUCCUCCCAUGGUCAGACCAGAGGGUCCAAGGUCCAGGGUCAAAACAGGUGCCAAACAAGUGAAGUGGUGACAGGAGAACAGAUUCAGACACAGGCAGCCUCAGAAAACCAGACACACACUCAGGCCAUGGAGCAAUACAGGAGCCACAAUGCAAGUGACAUAGGAGAUAGAAAUGAGGGACAGACCCAGAGGCAGUCAGGCCGUGGUCACAGAUGGACACAAGUGAGCCACUAUGAGGCAGGAGAGAAAAAGCUGGGAGGACGGGCCCAGGCUGGGACAAACACUCUGACAGGCAGACAGGACUGGAGGAGCACUCACCCAAGAUGCAGUGUGACAGGUGGACAGAGAGAGAGAGAACCCACAGUGGUUACCCAGGAGUGGGUGGAUGACCACACAAGGGAGAUGGAGAUCCCAAGGCAGGGGCAUGGUAGCCUGCACACUGGCAUGCCUUCAGCCCAGGGCCAGGAAGCAGCCCAGCCAGAAGGGAAGCGAGGCCUCACAGCCAGGGGGCUAUAUUCCUACUUCAAGAGCAAUAAGCCAUGA
Messenger RNA from Mustela lutreola (European mink), 1491 nucleotides. It is a transcript of the gene CRNN, whose product is annotated as cornulin. The record is from RefSeq and is a predicted model, not a curated record. Gene Ontology annotation, biological process: positive regulation of cell cycle G1/S phase transition; regulation of phosphatidylinositol 3-kinase/protein kinase B signal transduction; cellular response to cytokine stimulus. NCBI's taxonomy places the organism in Eukaryota, Metazoa, Chordata, Mammalia, Carnivora, Mustelidae. Gene Ontology annotation, cellular component: cytoplasm. The coding region runs from base 1 to 1491 and encodes 496 amino acids. Gene Ontology annotation, molecular function: transition metal ion binding; calcium ion binding. The transcript has 3 exons.